Messenger RNA from Parnassius apollo (apollo), 1176 nucleotides. NCBI's taxonomy places the organism in Eukaryota, Metazoa, Arthropoda, Insecta, Lepidoptera, Papilionidae. The record is from the annotation of a GenBank genome assembly.
AUGCUGGUGACCUAUUUGGAAGCCAGCCGGGACCUUUGCGAGACGGACUCAAUUCUUUUUGGCGCCGCGCUGGCAGUCUGCCGUAUCAUAGGCGCCAAGGUUUCCACGGCUGGACGCGCUACUGGCCAUAGUAGCGCUAUCCCAGCAUGGAGAAGAAGAAUUGAGGAACGUAUCGCAAAGGCUAGAGCUCUCAUCGGCAGACUGAUAUGCUUCAGAUCAGGCAACAACAGGCCAAGAAUUGUGCGCACCGUCAGGAUGGCGUUUGCUGGGACAAAUGUCAGUUUGUCCCAGCCGGAUAUAACGCAAAAACUGACGGAGCGCAUAGAUGAUCUGAAGCAGAGAAUCGCUGCUUGGGGAAAACGGAUUCGGCGAUAUACCGAGAGGUCGACACGGUUCAACCAGAAUCGUCUCUUCCAGAGUGGUCAGAAGAGGCUCUAUGAAUCAUUGGAGCGACCAAUGGUAAGUGGAACGGGUCCAGCACCGAAUCAGGCCGACACUGUAGCAUUCUGGCGCGGCCUGUGGUCAGAGCCCGUAAACCACAGCGAGGGCCCUUGGACGGAAGUUGUGGCGAGUCAGUGUGCGGGUAUUACGCCCAUGGACCCCGUCAUCAUAACGCCGGAUGACGUAGCUGAGGCGGUCCGUAGGGCCCCGAACUGGAAAAGUCCGGGGCUUGACGGGCUGCAUCACUACUGGCUGAAGGGGUUCAUGGUGUGUCACUCUGUGCUUGCCCGACAGUUUCAAGAGGCUCUCAACCAGAAGUCGCUCCCAAGCCUCUUCACUACUGGGAUCACUCAUUUGGUUCCUAAAGACCAGGCGACCAAUGGUAAGUGGAACGGGCCCAGUACCGAAUCAGGCCGACACGGCCGCAUUCUGGCGCAGCCUGUGGUCAGAGCCCGUAAACCGCAACGAGGGCCCUUGAACGGAAGUUGUGGCGAGUCAGUGUGCGGGUAUAACGCCCAUGGACCCGUCAUCAUAACCCCGGAUGACGUAGCUGAGGCGGUCCGUAGGGCCCCAAACUGGAAAAGUCCGGGGCUAGACGGGCUGCAACACUACUGGCUGAAGGGUUUCAUGGUGUGGCAUGCUGUGCUCGCCCGACAGUUUCAAGAGGCUCUCAACCAGAAGUCACUCCCGAGCCUCUUCACUACUGGGAUCACUCAUUUGGUUCCUAAAGAUUAG